Molecule: messenger RNA, 1364 nt
Organism: Vigna unguiculata (cowpea)
Lineage: Eukaryota; Viridiplantae; Streptophyta; Magnoliopsida; Fabales; Fabaceae
Product: ethylene-response factor C3 pseudogene
Source: RefSeq, a predicted model, not a curated record
ACUUGAUUAAAAUUUUAUCUUAGAAUUUAUCCAGAUAAAAACACUCUACCAAAUACUCACUUAAUAAUCUAUAGUUGGACCUCAACAUUAGAUAACUGACAUUAAUAUUUGAAUAAUAAUGUAUGACCUGGGUUGAGGGGAAUAAAUUAAAGCCAGAAUGGGGAGAUUGGAAGCACAGAAAAUAAUUGGCUACAAUGACUUCCCCUUUCAUCCACAACCAAGACUGGGACAUGUCGCAGGAGCCCUCAGAAAUUUUGUUCAAUUCAUUGCCAAGAAAUGCUGUUCUUGACCCUAUUCAAGAUUCUCUUUCCUUCGACAUGGUUGAUUCUUCCACUGCACCACCACAAGGAAAUCACAACCACACACAAGAAGUGAAGAAGAAGGAGAGGUCGUACAAAGGUGUGAGGAAGAGGCCAUGGGGAAAAUACGCAGCAGAGAUCAGAGACACAACGAGGAAUGGAAGAAGGGUUUGGCUUGGAACCUUCGAGAGUGCAGAAGCUGCUGCUUUGGCUUAUGACCAAGCUGCAUUCUCCAUGAGAGGCCACAGUGCUGUCCUCAAUUUUCCAGUCAAAAGGGUCAAAGAAUCUUUGCAAGAGAUUCAAUACACAUGCUUCACUGGUUCUUCUCCUGCACUUGCACUCAAGGAGAGGCACUGCAUCCAAAGAAAGUUGUCUUCAAAACCUAAAAAGUGUAAAGGGAAAGACCCCUCUCAGGAUCCAACACAAAGUCUGGUGGUGUUAGAGGAUUUGGGAGUUGACUAUUUAGAGCAUCUUUUAAGCAUAUCCGAUCAAAGUGAAAGCCCUAGCUGCUUCCACUAAACUUGUCACAGUAUUUCCCCUUUUAUUUUCCCUUUUCACAACAUCAAUUUCCAGCCAUGGCAUCUGUUUGUAUUGUAUUGUACUCUCUUUAGAUGAACCUGAAUUAAUAUCCUCUCUUCCGAACGAAUUUAUGCGCUUACUUGUGCAUUUCAAAGUUGAAGUGCUAUGAAUCCAUUCUUGCACCACACCCAUUGUCCAUCAUCCACAACAGGUUCAUUUUCUUCACAUUCCAACUUCACAAUUUAAGCAGUAAUUUCAAAUAAAAGUUCUCAAGUUAUGCUUUAUGGAAAAAACUUUAUCAGAAAUUCCACGAUAUCCUAAAAAAUUGUUAGUUUUGGUACUCAGAAAUUUUACUUUCCCUCUCUUAUGUAGUAUCAUUAAACUCAUUCAGCUUUUGAAUGUUGAUUCAAAGAUCAAUUGCACUAAAAUUUUAGAUAUACCUAGGAGCCAUACAUCUAGCAAAUCUCAAAGAUUAUUACAUUACUCGCUAUCUGUUUAUAUCAACAUGGUCUUGGAUUGUUUUAAUAGGCAGAAGAUUUAUUCAGU